Messenger RNA from Bubalus bubalis (water buffalo), 1901 nucleotides. It is a transcript of the gene C4H12orf60, whose product is annotated as chromosome 4 C12orf60 homolog. Lineage: Eukaryota; Metazoa; Chordata; Mammalia; Artiodactyla; Bovidae. The coding region runs from base 455 to 1171 and encodes 238 amino acids. The record is from RefSeq and is a predicted model, not a curated record. The transcript is spliced from 2 exons.
CCAAUACAGUACCGAAUUGGUUGGUUACGGCUAAGAGCCCGCCUCCACCACUCAGAACAACGGCUUCAUGUUGAUUGACACUUGUCUAGCCCAAUAAGAGUGUGAAAAUGAAGCGGGUGGGCUAUAUGUUUAGCUGAGGAGUCUUCUGUUCUAUCCCUCGGGCCACAGGCAUUCUGACUUAAAAUCGGAGAGUGGCUUUUAUUACAGGCCGAUUCAAGAUAGGGGACUAUUUAGCGCUAUUUGUGUCACCUGGAAUUGUGUUUCUGUGGGUUUUUUCCUCGUUUAUGACGUAAGCGCAUGAGAUCUUUCGGGAGUUUCUGUUUGAAAAGGAAUCCCGGAAUAAGGCUUGCUGCCGUGCUUCAUCGGAGAAGGCAAUGGCACCCGACUCCAGUACUCUUGCCUGGAAAAAUCCCAUGGGCGGAGGAGCCUGUGCUGAAACUUUUCUGCUGGAGAAAUGUCUACAGAAUCAGAAAAGGAUAAAGAGAGGCUCAUUCAAGCUGCCAAAACAUUCUUCUUUCACAUGCAAGAUCUUGCUUCCUUCACAAAUGCACUCACCAAAUUGUUCAACAGCAGUAUGAGCACUCAGAUCCUCUUGAUGACUGUGAAAGAAGAUGGUAACGUGAAGGCUGUCUUUGAACAAAUGCUCAAAAUUUUUAAGGAGAUGCAGUCUGUGGUGGCGGCCAAGCAGGACCCAAUGCAAAGUGAACCUUUAAGUUCCAAGAUUGCAACAGCUAUGUUCUCUAUGGUUGAGAAGAGUAACAAUAUAAGGGAGUUGCAACAGUCAACCAAAGAAAUGUUCAAAAAUGUCCAGUCACCUAUCAUUGCCUCUGUGCUGAAUAGUGGUAACAUUCUUGAGAGUUUGGAAUCUUCUCUUUUACUCUUGAUGAAAUAUCCCAUCAUGAAUCUCCAAUUAAGUGACUUCUACAGGAAAGAACAAUCAGAUGCCAACACAUCUGAGAAAAGUCCAGGUCCAUCCAAAGCCACUACAAUAGAUGCCUUGAAAAAGUUGCAGGAUGCACUCAACAUUGAGAAUGCUAAGUAUACCAUUAAGUCAGCUGCAGAUCAAAUGGAACAAAUUGUCAAAACUAUGGGACCAAUCUUAGAGGUCCUCCAAAAAGCCAUGAAAACUAUGGAAACCAAGUUUUCUGUGUUUAAGAAACCCAGGAACUAGUAGGAGUGCAACAGAAUGUUCAUGCUGGUCAGAAAACCAAUUCAAACCAUGCAAGUUUUCAUAGUACUCCCUAAGACCCUCAGUGCCCAACAUGUGGUCUAUUGGGACACGAAUUCAAAGAGUAGUCACCUGGCAAACCAUGUACCUCAAGUUUUGCUUUAUUCAAAUAAAAAUAAAUAACCAAAGAAAUCCUGCUUAAAAUGGUGGUUCCAGAAAAGAAUAUAUUGUUCAAAAAAAUCAAGUAUGAUAUUAUAUUUGAGGAUAUUUCUAAACAUUGUAUUUCAUCUUAAAGCAUAAUUGAAAUAACCUUCAAUUAAUUUCUACUCAGUAAUUCUAUCUCUGGUUUCUACAGUGCAAAGUCUAGCUAAAUAUAUAUGUUAUAACUAAAUAAUAUUGUUCAGACCCUAGGAAACAACUUCUCUAUUUUUGUCACCCAUAUACCAAUUUCUGUACACUUCAGUGGCUUGUCUAUCAUUGUGAAAGUGAAAGUGAAGUCGCUCAGUCGUGUCCAACUCUGCGACCUCAUGGAGGAGCCUACCAUGCUCCUCCAUCCAUGGGAUUUUCCAGGCAAGAGUAUUGGAGUGGGUUGCCGUUUCCUUCUCCAGAGCAUCUUCCCAACCCAGGGAUUGAACCUGCGUGUCCCGCAUUGUAGGCAGAUGCUAUACCAUCUGAGCCACCCGGGAAAUCCCCUAUCAUAAGCCAUCACUAAAUACCUUUGAUAUGAUUUAUC